Molecule: messenger RNA, 2550 nt
Organism: Akanthomyces muscarius
Lineage: Eukaryota; Fungi; Ascomycota; Sordariomycetes; Hypocreales; Cordycipitaceae
Exons: 6
Coding region: 1-2550 (849 amino acids)
Biological process (GO): regulation of DNA-templated transcription; DNA-templated transcription
Molecular function (GO): DNA-binding transcription factor activity, RNA polymerase II-specific; zinc ion binding; DNA binding
Source: RefSeq, a predicted model, not a curated record
AUGUCGUCCUUCACAUUUGCCCCGAAUCAGUACCCUCAGCAGCAGCAACAGCAGCGAGAGAUGCAAAAAAACUAUGUCUUUGUUGACGAACACAACCGUCACAAGCGCCUCAAAGUAAUGCGAGCUUGCGAAGGAUGUCGACGACGAAAGAUCAAGUGCGAUGCUGCCACCACAAACUCAUGGCCAUGCUCUGCAUGCGUCCGCUUGAAGCUCCACUGUGUACGACCAAACGGCUUCGACAACGCCGGCGAUCCAACCACCUACGAAGCCUUCAUCACCCCGGAUCAGUUUCAACAGAUGACCAUGCAGAUGCCUCCACAACAGCAUCGGGAGGCCCCAGACAUGUAUACUCAGAUGUCCAGCUAUACCGAGAACCUCGGUGGCUUCCAUACCAUUCCCUACGACCCCUCCCAAGCCCAGCAAGACAUACACUACACAACUGUCGCACCCCCCGCCAUGCUCGACCCGAACUCGUACGCACAGCAGAGCAACUUCCCGGCGCAUUCGCUCAACCAGCCAGAACAUCCCGGCGCCUCUCCCGAGUCCUACACUACCGAUUCUUAUCAGCAGCAAGAUUUGUCUGAUCUUCUGGGAACCCUCAAGCUGAACGAGCUCGGCACUGCCCCAUAUCUACGAAACAAAGCCUCCUUUCGCCGCGGCGAUGAACCUGUUGUCGAGGACGACGACGACUACGGUGGUCUUCCCCCGAUCCCUGCUGGCUCAGGCUCUAAAAUCCGCAUCCCCCCAGAGCUCAUGCCCGAUGAGGAGACUGCCCUACAGUAUUUUGAGCUUUACUUUACACACGUGCAUCCUUACGUCCCCGUACUAUACAAGCCGCACAUCUACCAUCAAUGGCGCCAUGCGCGCGAAUCCAUUUCGCCCCUCAUCCUCGAAGCCAUCUUUGCCAUCGGUGGUCGCCUUGCGGAGGAGCCCGCCAUGGGCCAGCAGUGGCUCGGCCUCGCCUCGCGUCAUGCCGAUGCCUUUAUGGAUACACCGCGUCUAAGUACGCUUCAAGCUCUUCUCAUGAUACUCAAAGCCCGCGAAGGUGCCCCCAAACGUGGCUACUACUUUCGAUCCUGGAUGACUGUGGUGCAAUGCGUUCAGAUGGCCAAAGAUCUUGGCCUCGAUGAACACUACGACGACCACGAAGACGGCAUCGAUUGCGGCCAUAACCCCACGGACUGUCAUUUGCGCACCCGCAUAUGGCGGGUUGUAUUUGCUUGCGAAGUCAUGGUUGGGACGCCUCAAGGUCGCCACGAUCUUUCCGUGAACAUGGACACCGUUGAUUUUACUGUGCCGAAACGCAUGCCUGGUGCCGAUGAAUCCGAGUAUCAAGUGGCGAGAAACUUUGUCUACUUUGUCCGCAUCGUUCGUAACAUCCGCACGAUGAGCACCACCUACGCCAGGCUGCGUAAGCGCAAGGAUUGGGGCAUUGACCCCGAGUUUCAAGAACUUGACAAGACCAUAACUGCUUAUAUCGGCGAUCUCCCAGCCGACCUCGCCAUUUCUUUCCCAGCAGACAACUCACCUCCCUGGCUGCCCAGCAGCUUUAUCGGUAACCUGCACAGCUACCAUUAUCUCACCAUCAUUCUGUACAACCGACCUCAGCUCUCAUUCCUUGACCCCAAUGUCAAUCGCGUUGCAUGGAAGCAACAUAUGCUGCAGAGCUACAACGCCGCCAAGUGUAUUUGCAGACUUCAAGAAGCCAUCAUCAGCAACUUUGGCCUAUCUGGCCUCCAAUGCAUGCAACGUGGCUUUUCUUUUACCGUCUACGCCGGCUUGUCCUGCGUCGUCAUUCACCUAGUUGCCAUCGUUUCCCCUGACCCGGACCUCAACACAGAUGCUAGGCAAUUCUUCACUAGGCAUAUGCGCAUAAUGGAACAGGUGAUGGAGGUGUGGCCUAUGCCCGAGCUACAAACGCAGAUCGACACUGUUCGUGAAGCCUUUUCUGCAGAUACGCGCAGGGCUUUUGUUCUGAAGCCAUCUUUCCCUUACGGAAGCCCGCACCCGUCGAACAAAUCGAGUCCGCCACACGCGCCCAGCAAUGCGUACCAAGGCAACCCCGCACGCAGCGGCUCCCUGGACCAGCAUCUGGAUGCACACAGCAGCCUUCGCUAUGUGAACAAUCCAAUUACACCGCCAAUCUCUACUGGCCCUAUGGGUAGCAAACACGAGUCGCCUGCUGUCCAAAAUCUCGAUCUCAUCCCGCAGGUUGGGACUUCAAUGGCUGCCAUGCAGCCUAACAUGGGACUUGCUGAACAGGUCGCGUGGAACCCGUCACGUAUCUUUGAGCAAUGGAAUAAUACGUUUGCAGUAGAGCCGCCGCAGACCAACAAUAAUACCACGAUUGGGUUGUCACCUGGCGGCUCAGACGUCACCGGCAUGUCCGACACGCACACUGCCACUUCUGGGUUGGCUGCAAGUACCCAAAAUACCUCACCUCCACCUUUUGCGCCAAACAUGGCCAACUUUAUCACUCCUGCCAUGUGGCAGGAGUCUGUUGCUAGCGUGUACGAGGGUGGUCUCAAACGUGCCUGGGACCACCAAUGA